Molecule: messenger RNA, 1113 nt
Organism: Camarhynchus parvulus
Lineage: Eukaryota; Metazoa; Chordata; Aves; Passeriformes; Thraupidae
Gene: RASL11A
Product: RAS like family 11 member A
Exons: 4
Coding region: 49-759 (236 amino acids)
Molecular function (GO): GTPase activity; GTP binding
Source: RefSeq, a predicted model, not a curated record
AUCCGAGCGGAGCCGUGCGAGCCCUCCGGCCGCCGAGCCGCCUCUCCCAUGCGCCUGCCGAGCAUGUCCCAGCCCUUCCUGCUGGCGCCCAUCGCCGAGUGCCCCCCGGGGCCGCCCGGCGCCCAGGUCCGCCUGGCCGUGCUGGGUGCCCGCGGCGUCGGCAAGAGCGCCAUGAUCGUGCGGUUCCUGACCAAGCGCUUCAUCGGCGACUACGAGCCCAACACAGGCAACCUCUACUCCCGGCUGGUCCAUCUGGAUGGGGACCACGUUGCCGUGCAGAUCCAAGACACGCCGGGAUGCAUUCAGGUGCAGGAGGACUGCGUGCAGGUGCUGGACUCCCUGUCCCGGUGUGUGAAGUGGGCAGAGGGCUUCCUGCUGGUCUACUCCAUCACAGACUACAGCAGCUACCAGUCCGUCCAGCCUCUCUACCAGCACAUUCGCAAGGUGCACCCUGACACCAGGACUCCCAUCAUUAUUGUGGGGAACAAAGCAGACCUCCUUCACGCCAGGCAAGUACAGGCAAAAGAGGGACUACAGCUGGCAGAUGAACUGGGCAGCCUGUUCUUGGAAAUCUCCACCAGUGAGGACUCCCAAGGUGUCUGUGAUGUCUUCCAGUACCUUUGCAAGGAGGUCAGCAAACUACAGCAUGCUGGCAGCACGGACAGGAGGCGGUCAUCCAUCAUCCCUCGGCCCAAAUCUCCCAACAUGCAAGAUCUAAAGAGACGUUUCAAACAGGCUUUAUCUUCCAAAGUCAAGUAAACCUCCCAAUGACAUCUUCUGGGACUCAAUAGAAUUUAUUUUUGUAAACUAGUUAAUAAAAAUCUUUAUUUUUUUACUAAUACCAGCAGUGUAGAAGUAAGUAUGUCAAAGCUUGCAAUUUCCUUGCUGUUCUCUCAUUUGACUGGUUGGGUUAUUUUUAAAGAAAAAAAAGGGGAAAAAAGGCUGCAUAGCAACCAAAUAAAGGUAGUUGGAAAGGGGAAUUUUGCCACGAGGCUUUGAUUCCAUUUCUUUUUUGGGGGGCUGGGAUUUUCUGUAUUAAGCUACUCAUAUAAUUUUCUCUGGAGGCUUCAAUUUCCUAUUUGUAAAAUGCGAGUGUUAAUGAUGAAAUCAUUA